Molecule: messenger RNA, 912 nt
Organism: Gaeumannomyces tritici R3-111a-1
Lineage: Eukaryota; Fungi; Ascomycota; Sordariomycetes; Magnaporthales; Magnaporthaceae
Exons: 2
Coding region: 1-912 (303 amino acids)
Molecular function (GO): protein binding
Source: RefSeq, a predicted model, not a curated record
AUGUCGAUUUUCGAGCAAGCACGCAGGGGCGAGCUCCUUGGCGGCAGGGUAAGGCGCUUAAGCUCGGCUUCCCUCAACUCGCAAGACCCGGAGACCGGGUUGACGCUGCUCGCCACAGCCGUGCUCUCCGGAGUCCCGGCAGAGGUCGAGCAGCUCCUCGAGCGUGGCGCUGUGGCCAACAAACGCUGCAAGAAUAACGAGACGCCGCUCCUCCUCGCGACCUGGCAGGCCACGGUCGAGCGUCCGCUGAUGGUGCAGGCCCUGCUGCCCUACCUCGACAAGGAAUCCCUCAACCACACAUGCAGAUCCGCCUGGGGCAACACACCCAUCAUGUGGGCCGUCGAGAAGAUCGACGCCGAUUCGGUGCGCCUGCUGGCCAAGGCCGGCGCCAAGAUCAAGAUUAAGAACGAUGACGGCGAGACGGCCGAGGGCAUCGCUGUGAGAGUCGGGAAGAAGUACUUAAUCAACUGCCUGCGUCCGGACGAGGAGCAGGCCCUUUUUAGCCGCCUGGCCACCGGUGUAGCGUAUUUCGGGCGCCACGUUGUGUCGUGGGUCGACAAAAAGUUCAGCGGCUUUAUGGGCAAGGUGUUUAAGUUUAAGGGGGAGAAGCACAACAGCGUGGAAGCGAAGAUGAAGGAGAUGAGGGCCAGUCCGGCGAAGCCCACAGCCAGCAAUUCGGCGAAGCCCGCGGCUGGCAAUCCGGCGAAACCCGCGGCCAGCAACCCGGCGAAGCCCACGACCAGCAAUCCAGCGAAGCCCAUGGCCGCCAAUCCGACGAAACCCACCACCAGCAAUUCGGCGAAGCCCAUGGCUGUCAAUCCGGCGAAGCCCGCGGCCGCCAAUCCGGCGAAGCCCACGGCCAGCAACCUGGCGAAGCCCAUGGCCCAAUCCGGCGAAGCCCACGGCCGAUAA